Molecule: messenger RNA, 1455 nt
Organism: Didymodactylos carnosus
Lineage: Eukaryota; Metazoa; Rotifera; Eurotatoria; Philodinida; Philodinidae
Source: the annotation of a GenBank genome assembly
AUGUCGUUGGCUGAUGAGUUAAUAGCUGAUCUCGAAGAUGAUCCAAUUAAUGAAAAUAGACAAACAAUAUCAACAAAUGGAAACGUUGAAGAGAUGGAUAUUGGAGAGAAUGUGCACGCAGAUUCAUUUCUAUUAACGGACACAAUGUCAAAAAUAAAUUUUUACCAAAAUAAUGUUCGUAAAUCGGGUGAAGUAUGUGGUCCUGUUGAACAAGAUCCCGAAUAUCUAUUAAUUGUUGAUGCUAAUAAUUUAUUGGUAGAAAUUGAUAAUGAAAUAAAUGUUAUACAUAAAUUUGCCCGAGAUAUUUAUCAUAAACGUUUUCCCGAAUUAGAACAACUAGUACAACAACCAAUGGAUUAUCUAAGAACAGUUAAAGAACUUGGUAAUCAUGUUGAAAAAGCAAAACAUAAUGAACAUUUACCAAACUAUUUGACACCUGCAACAAUUAUGAUUGUUAGUGUAUCAGCAUCAACAACACAAGGAGCCGAUUUGACGAAAGAUGAGCUUGAUCGCGUCACGGAAGCAUGUGAUAUUGCGAUAAAACUAGAUGAACAUAAAGCAACUAUAUUAAAAUAUGUUGAAUCAAGAAUGACAUUUAUUGCACCCAAUUUAUCAUUAAUUGUAGGAGCAUCAACCGCUGCAAAACUAAUGGGUAUUGCUGGUGGCUUAACAAAUUUAACAAAAAUGCCAUCGUGCAAUAUUCUGUUAUUGGGUUCACACAAAAAAUCAUUGGGAGGUUUUUCAUCAACACAACAGUUACCGCAUGCUGGAUGCAUUUAUUAUUCAGAUAUUGUACAAAAUUGUCCAGCUGAUUUACGUGCAAAAGUAGCGCGAUUAGUUGCCGGUAAAGUGACAUUGGCAGCACGCGUCGACAGUUUUCAUGAAAGUGCAGAUGGAAAAGUUGGCGAUUUUUAUCGUUCAGAUAUUGAACGUCGUUUAGAAAAAUUACAAGAACCACCACCAGUAAAAGCUGUCAAACCUUUGCCACCACCUAUUGAUCCGGGACGAAAGAAACGUGGUGGUAGACGAGCAAGAAAAAUGAAAGAACGAUUAGGCAUGACUGAUUUAAGACGACAAGGCAAUCGUAUGAUAUUCGGAGAAAUUGAUGAAGAUGCGUAUCAAGAUGCCGUUGGAUUUUCAUUUGGCACAAUUGGAAAAUCUGGUUCUGGUCGUAUUCGUGCUCCCCAAGUCGAUUCAAAAACCAAAGCAAGAAUUUCACAAAAACUUCAUAAAACUCUUCAACGUCAAAAUAACACUUUUGGCGGUAUGACAACGGUUAAAAAACAUGUAUCUGGUACAGCAAGUAGUGUGGCAUUUACACCGUUACAAGGUCUUGAAAUUGUGAAUCCAAAUGCAGCCGAUAAAGAUAAAACUGGUAUUGAAAGUCAAAAAUAUUUUUCAAAUGCAUUUGGUUUUACAAAAAUUUCACCAUCCGUCAUACCAAAGACAACUUAA